Messenger RNA from Ruditapes philippinarum (Manila clam), 900 nucleotides. Its product is annotated as baculoviral IAP repeat-containing protein 7-B-like. The record is from RefSeq and is a predicted model, not a curated record. Gene Ontology annotation, biological process: regulation of cell cycle; negative regulation of apoptotic process. NCBI's taxonomy places the organism in Eukaryota, Metazoa, Mollusca, Bivalvia, Venerida, Veneridae. Gene Ontology annotation, cellular component: nucleus; cytoplasm; spindle microtubule. The transcript is spliced from 2 exons. The coding region runs from base 286 to 885 and encodes 199 amino acids. Gene Ontology annotation, molecular function: cysteine-type endopeptidase inhibitor activity involved in apoptotic process.
UAGUUAUCAAUAAAUUCAUAAGUACCAGAUCAGGGAAAUUAAUACUUUUUACGUUUAGCGCUGAUCAUAUCGUUUUUUUCUUUAGUCCUAUUAGGAAGUCAUUAAAUUUUGAUAAAAAGUAUUUCUUCAAUUCAGACACUUAACGCAUCUCCAAUCCAAUUAGCAAAAGCUGGAUUAUACUCGUUUAGAACGCUAGAAAACGCUACGUGUUUCUGUUGUAGUGCUUGUGCAAAAGACGAAGCAGUGUUUGAGGUAUAGAAACGUCUUCCACCACUAUUCAAAUUUAUGACACGCGAAAAUAGUGCCGAUUUUCCGAUCUUUAGCAUUCCUGGACCGAUACAUGCUGAGAAUGAUUGGACUGUUACAGAGAAGGGAUCUAUAAUAACAACAGUCUCGGAACAUGAUCAGAGUCACAGAGAAAAUAUUGCAGACGAUGUACACCAACCUUCGGAAGACUGUCGAUACGUAAAUGAUUCGCAAACAAAUGAUAGGGGAAAUUUGAAUAAAAGAACGACUAUUUUACAAACAAAUGGCCAAUUGGAAUAUUACCCUGGUAUAUCCACAGAGAGACCUAAACAUCCAGAUUACGGAAUAAAAAGUGUAAGAUUAUCCUCUUUUACAAAUUGGAAUCAAGGAAUAGUUGACCCGACGCAGCUUGCAGAGGCAGGGUUCUUUUACACAGGGGAUCGUGACUGCGUGACAUGUUUCUUUUGUGGAGAUGGAAUGAAAGGCUGGGAAGAAGGAGACAAUCCUUGGAUUGAACACGCAAGAUGGUUUCCAAAUUGUUCAUUUGUGAAACAAUGCAAGGGAGAUAACUUUGUUAAUAUGUGCCGAAUGGCCAACAUCAAUUAUAUGUCAGCCAUGGACAAAUGGAAAAUUUUGUAAGUCAAUGAAUAAUAU